GGAAGCUCCGGCUGCUGACGCUGUACAUCUGCCUGGGCAGUGCCAGUAGGGCAAGACCAAACGCAAACUAUGGUCGAUUUUGCUUAAUCGAAUGGCGCCGGUAACUGGAAGUAGCGCUUUAUGGUCUCGUCCUUUCUUCGCCUCUCGUUUCUUGGGCAAAAUGCUGCGGCUUUUUGGCGCUUUUGUUAUGGCGGGGCUGGUUUUCGCCUUUCUGACUUCCUGGGUUUUGGAAAGCUAUAAUACUGCAUGGCAUCCCAAACGGAGCGUCGGGAAAUCAAACUCUAGUGCCGGGGAUGGAGGCUGGAACAACGCCCCACCGUAUCCCGGCGGGCAGCUGGAUAAUAUAUUUUGGUUUGUGCAAGUCUCGGACAUUCACAUCAGUCGCUUCCGUGACCCAAGGCGUGUUCCAGAUUUCAAAAAGUUCUGCACGGAUACAAUUGGUGUCAUAAAACCAGCCCUGGUUCUGGUUACAGGAGACCUGACAGAUGCUAAAACAGAGAGCAAGAUGGGCUCCUUACAGCAUGAAGUGGAGUGGCAGACCUAUCAUAAUGUCCUUAAGAGUUCACGUGUGCUGGAGCAGACAAAGUGGAUUGACAUCCGUGGGAACCAUGACUCAUUCAAUAUAAUUUCACUGGACAGUGUAAACAAUUACUACAGGAAGUACUCUGCCACUCGACAGGCAGGUUCCUUCCACUAUGUUCAUAGGACACCCUUUGGAAAUUAUUCAUUCAUCUGUGCAGAUGCAACUCUCACCCCAGGCCCUAAACGCCCUUACAACUUCUUCGGCAUUCUUGAUCAGGCUCAGAUGGAUAUGUUGGCCAUGCUCAAACUAGAGAGCCAGGACAGUAACCAGACCAUCUGGUUCGGACACUACACCACAUCCACCAUAAUCUCUUCCUCUCCCGGAAUCCGAGAGCUAAUGAGUUCAGCAGUGGCCUACUUAUGUGGACAUCUGCACACCCUGGGGGGUCUGAUGCCUGUUCUCCACAGCCGACACCAUCAAGGCACCCUGGAAUUGGAGCUGGGAGACUGGAUGGAAAACCGCAGGUACAGGCUGCUUGCAUUCGACCACGACCUGCUGAGUUUCUCUGACCUGACCUUUGAGCAGUGGCCCAUCGCAGUCAUCACCAACCCCAAGGAAGCUCUCUACCGACAUCCUGUUGUGGAGCCAUUGGGCCGGAUGCAGCAUUCUACCCAUAUCAGAGUUCUAGCAUUUUCUGAGGCUCAGAUCACGGCAGUACAUAUCAGUGUGGAUGGACAUGCUCUGGGGGAGGGUUACUCAGUUGGGGGCCCCCUGUAUGUCCUACCCUGGAACCCCUCUUUGUAUAACACUGGACUACAUUCCAUCAUGGUCAAAAUUGAGGACUCAGCUGGCCGGUUUGUGACGUAUGGGCAGCAGUUCACGCUAGAGGACAGCUUCUCUCUAAGCUUUGGCUUCCUACAAUCCUUUAUCCUGCUGACUGACCACUAUAUAUUGGCGCGAGUCACCUUCGUGUUGACGGUCUUGCUGAAUGUUGCUGUACUGCUGGCUUUCAGGUUCCUGCAGCCUCCAUCCAUGAGAGUUUCAUCAGGGAUCAUCUCUCAGACAUGUCUCUCCAUGCACCUUAUCAGCAAAACAAACAUCUUCUAUUAUUCCCUGCUACUUUUCAAUUUGUACACCGCUUUAGGUCCCUGGUUUGUUGGAGAGGUGAUUGAUGGACGUAGCGGUGCCUGCUUUGCUUUUGGGGUGUUUGUUAACGGGCACUUUCUGAAGGGCAGUUUAACAUACGUUGUUGGAAUUCUGCAGGUCGUUUUCUUCAACAUGCCUCUGACUUGCUACCUCUGCUGGAGUCUCUACUUGCGUUCCCGUGGUAACUGCUUCCGCUCACACUUCAGGCGAGCUGGUCCUAUUAGAACUGUGCCCAUACAUAUGGUGAUGCUGGGGCUGCUCAUGUGGCAGGCCUAUUCAUGCUACUUCCUGCUGGAGACCUAUGGACCUCAGGCCUUCUUCCUAUCGCCUGUCAGAUGCUGGGCCCUCGGGCUGGGCAUACUGCUGAUAUACCAAGCCUGGAGAGGACCCAGCCCAGUAAGGCCGUCAUAGCAUCACCAUACCCAAAUCUGACACUCAGCAAGGAUCUGUUCAUUUUUUUUCCCUAGAAUAUACUGAUUUGAUCAUUUUCUUUUGCUUUAUUUUAAUUAAUGGUUUAUUUGGGACAAGAUCUUUUAUUUUUAACCACUGCUUAAAAGGUCUUUACAUCUAAUGAAAGACCAGAAAUAUUAAAUCACAUUUUGGAGGUACAGUAUCCCCAACAGACAUGGUUAGGUUAAUAGUCAUUACAAAUCACCAGUAUUUAUGAGACAAAUGUUUCAUCUCCCACAUGUACAAUACUCUCUUGAGUAUGUCAUGCAGUAUAACAUCACAAUAUUCUUUUAGAUUUGGAGUCAUUUUUGAUGUUUUCCGCAGAUACUGCAAAUUUUUCAUUCAAGUUCUGCAAGUAUUUUUGGCAGGUCUAGUGUACUUCAGAUAUCAGGAUGAUCAGAUUGGUUUCUGUAAGAAACCAAAAGGAUUUUUUUUGUACUUUUGCUGUUUUUUUUUGUAAUUACAAUCAUUUUAAACCUUUGGUGUAUUUUUUCCAGUUGUAGCAAUGUGGCUCACAUAAGGCACUAUGGGGUACUGUGUUUGCACAUGUGUGUAACUAGAUGGGUUUUUUAACAUGUAUUUUGGCUUCCAAGUGUGGAUGCUUAUCCUCCCAAUCGUAAAACACCUGGAACACUAUUGUAAUAUGUCUGUCUGCAGCUGUACAAUCAGUAGAUGAAGCAUAUUUUACUCGUUCUGAGUUGUUUGUGAGGCUUAAGGUCCAGAAUGGAGCCAGGAAGGGCAGAAGGUAUAGUAAACUUAGUUUACUAACAUAUAGCUGCAACACCAUGAUUUCCAACCUGUCAAAGCUCACUAUUUAAGGAAAACAGAACAAGGCACCUGUUCACACUCUGUCGAGGGUUUUGCCAUGAAGGUUAACUAAUGUUGUUGCUUUGUAAAUGAGCAAAAUAGGAUUUCUGAUGUUAAAUGUGUCAGGGAAGGAUAGAAAAAAAAUUCAAAAAAAUACAUUGUGUGAAGAUUUAAAGGUGGACUGAAGGUUUCUCAAAGACAAAAUAGGAUUUCAUACUAGACACUAAAGAAUGGAACAGGUUUCCACUUAAUAGCAGGUUCUCAGUCAUCACUGUAUAUACUGGUGUUUGUGUGUUUGAAAUUCCAUUGUCUAUCGUGGUUAUGCUACUGACAUUUGUGACAUCCCAUCAUAUGUACUUGUGGAAAUAUGUGUUUUGAUUUCUGAAGAUGAUGAAUCCUGGUAUUUAAUAUUGCAAGAUGUUUGUUGGUCUGUUUACGUCCUGCCAAUGAACACAUUGUUUCUCAGGAACGUGCCAUGAUUUGAGCAUAUAUUUUAACUUAUUUUACAGUCCCCCUAUAUACUCUGAAUUGACAAUUGUUGACAAAAAUAUACAUUAGUUACAAUUAGUCAUGUUUUCAGCAAAAUGUUAUGCUAUAAGUGCAAUCUUGAAACAAAGUGUACUUCUGAUCAUUAUGGUCAGUGCUGAUGGAUGCUUCCAUUGGUUUUUGUUGUCCACAUUAUAUAUUGUUUAAAGAAGGAUGUUUAUAAGCACUAGCUAGUUACUAUUACUAACAGAGUAAAAACACAAAGGACACACAACUGUAAAUGACUAUGGGGGAGGGGCUAUAAAGUGACUUGUACACAAAUGUGUGCCUUUGGAUGACUGCAGAAGCUCAAAGGUCAGUGCUUCACUCGUGUUUGUCCCCUUAUGUUUGGCUGCAGUUAAGCCUCAUAGUGAUUAAUCCACAACCAAAACACAAGCAAUGGAUUUGUAUCAUUUCUACAGAUUUUAAAUGUGGUCAAUAGGAAUUUUGUUUACAUUAUGCCAUUGGAAUCAAGUUUGAUAUUUUUAAACUGUAUGACAUUGUCCUAUUAUAUGUGAAAUUUGGGAAAUAUAUAUUAAAAUGGAAUUUUUA
Molecule: messenger RNA, 4003 nt
Organism: Paramormyrops kingsleyae
Lineage: Eukaryota; Metazoa; Chordata; Actinopteri; Osteoglossiformes; Mormyridae
Gene: tmem62
Product: transmembrane protein 62
Molecular function (GO): hydrolase activity
Source: RefSeq, a predicted model, not a curated record